This is a messenger RNA of Phytophthora sojae, 645 nucleotides long. RefSeq lists its product as hypothetical. The record is from RefSeq and is a predicted model, not a curated record. The coding region runs from base 1 to 645 and encodes 214 amino acids. The transcript has 3 exons. NCBI's taxonomy places the organism in Eukaryota, Oomycota, Peronosporomycetes, Peronosporales, Peronosporaceae.
AUGGGGAACCACUUUACGUUUCUGAAGCGGAGCAAGAGCCUUCAGCCGGAGGAAACUGAGGAGGCCCGACUAGCGAAGGAACGGAGACGCAAGCUUCUGCAGCCGGAGCUGCCCAAGCUCAUUGGAGGUUCCAAGAACGAGGUGCUCUCGAACCCGCGAAAUGCGUCGUCGCUCGUGGCGCACCUUCAGGCCUCGCUGGCUCCUUCUCGCCGAUGUCACAACUGGAAGCUGCUCUACAGUCUCGCUCAGGAUGGCUGCAGCUUGCACACACUCCUGCUCAAGGCGAAGAAGCACAACCCCACUCUGGUCGUUGUCGAGACCACCAAGGGCGACAUCUUCGGUGGCUUUGCUUCGGAGGAAUGGCAAGACUCGGCAAACUACUACGGUAUUGGCGAGUCCUUUGUGUUCUCGUUCAACUCCAAGUUCGAGUGCUAUCCGUGGUCAUACCUUAAUACCAUGAUCAUGCUCAGCAACGACGAGUGUAUCGCCAUGGGUGGAGGGGGAGACUUUGCUUGGUGCCUAAACUCGGAUUUAUCUCGCGGUACCAGUGGAUGCUCAAAGACAUUUGAGAACGAACGCUUAACGUCUGAAGCUGAAUUCGGCAUCUACAACGUGGAGGUCUGGGGCUUUGUCACGAAGAUGUAG